This is a messenger RNA of Prunus armeniaca (apricot), 255 nucleotides long. The record is from the annotation of a GenBank genome assembly. Lineage: Eukaryota; Viridiplantae; Streptophyta; Magnoliopsida; Rosales; Rosaceae.
AUGCAGAAAGUGGGAAAGUUGGAUACCCAAGUGAACGGACAAAGCAUCCAGCCUGUCUCCAGCAGUGCUCAAAUAACAGAAAUGACUGCAGUUCAAGAUCACACUAAGAGAAAUAACACAACUAGGAAGCAAGAGGUGAAGGCGUCGGUACAAGAGCUUGCCUCUCGAGCUACUUCCCGAGUCAAGGCUGUAGCCGCGGAAAAGAUCACACCACCAAAUUCAGCAUAUCAAUUUGAGGUUUCUUGGCGAGGAUAA